Molecule: messenger RNA, 1137 nt
Organism: Funneliformis mosseae
Lineage: Eukaryota; Fungi; Glomeromycota; Glomeromycetes; Glomerales; Glomeraceae
Source: the annotation of a GenBank genome assembly
AUGAGCAAAGAAAAAUCAAGUUCACUUAAAAAGCCUGAUGUAGCUAUCACGGCAAGUUCAUUUUAUUCAAGAGAAACGCUAUCAACUCCUUCGGUUAACACAAAACGUUCAUCAAAUUCCUCAGUAGAUACACUUGUAACUCUUCCAUUGGAAGAAGAUCAAACAAAAAUAGAUAUACCUUCACCUGCAAUAAAAAAUGAGAAAGUUGCAAUUCCGACUUCUUUAUCGUCAAGUCCAUCCGUUAUUUCAACGGUUGUAGAAAAAGAAAAAUUAAAUAAAUCAAAUUCAAUAUUACAAAGAUCACUUUCAUUCUUGACUCGUUCGGAAUCAAAAAAAUCCGAAUCGCAAUUAGUUAAAGUGCAUCGAUAUACCAUAUACGAUGAUGAAACAGGAGAAUUUAUAGAAAUUGUAGAUGAGGAGUGGGAAGGUGAUGGCCCACGACCAAGAAAAUCUACGGACUCUCAAAAAAAGGGUGUAAUAAUAUUAGACAAAGAUUUACCAAGUUUACCCGAACCUCCUGUAAUUAAAAAGAAAACACCAAUAGCGAAAUUCAAUCAAUGGUUAAAGGAUAAAUACCCUCCCACUGGAGCUUUUGCUAAAUCUAAAAAUAAUGGACUUCAAAUGAAUGGAAAGGGAGAUGGAACAUUUUAUGAUCCAGGUAUUGGCAUAGGAGCGUGUGGCAAGAUUAAUACGGCUGAUGAGUUUAUUGGUGCAAUGAACGCUCAACAAUUUGGGGUGUCACCUAUCUGCGGUAAGUGCGUAAACAUCACCGGGCCAAAAGGAAGCGUCAAAGUCAAAAUUGUAGACAAGUGUUCCAAGUGUAAAUUUGGCGAUAUUGACAUUUCUCCAGUCGCCUUUAAUGCUAUCAGUGACGGAUCACAAGACCGUAUAUCGAUUACUUGGGAAGGAAAGGACGUAGUUGCGUCUCAACAGUCAUUAUCAAUAGUCCUAGUUCAAAUAAUUCAAAUUCCGUCCGUCAAGUCGCAUUUCAUCUCGAUUGAUUCCGCUAUGAUGAUUACUUGUAAAAAAUCUAAGAAAUCGCCAAAGGCCCUUUACCAUGCAUUGUUAGUUGCCAAAUGCAAUUGUGUGGCAAGAUGUAUUUUAGCUCUGUAUAAAAACUCCCCUUCUACCGUUUGA